Molecule: messenger RNA, 953 nt
Organism: Grammomys surdaster
Lineage: Eukaryota; Metazoa; Chordata; Mammalia; Rodentia; Muridae
Product: taste receptor type 2 member 117-like
Exons: 1
Coding region: 1-942 (313 amino acids)
Biological process (GO): detection of chemical stimulus involved in sensory perception of bitter taste; sensory perception of taste; G protein-coupled receptor signaling pathway
Cellular component (GO): membrane
Molecular function (GO): bitter taste receptor activity; G protein-coupled receptor activity
Source: RefSeq, a predicted model, not a curated record
AUGCAGCAUCUUUUGAAGACAAUAUUCAAUAUUUCUCACAGUACACUUUUAAUCCUUUUAUUCAUAGAAUUAGUAAUUGGAGUUAUAGGAAAUGGGUUCAUGGCCCUGGUAUACUGCAUGGAAUGGGUUAAGAGGAAGAGAAUGUCAUUAGUUAAUCAAAUCCUCACUGCUUUGGCAAUCUCCAGAAUUUUUUAUAUCUGUUUCUUGUUUAUAAGUUUAGUCAUCUCCUUCACAUAUCCUGAUUUAACUAGGACUUCAAUGAUGAUACAUGUCAUUAAUAAUGUUUGGGUUAUAGUCAACCAUUUCUGCAUCUGGCUUGUUACAUGCCUCAGUGUCCUUUAUUUUCUCAAGAUAUCCAAUUUUUCUAACUCUCUUUUUCUUUAUCUAAAAUGGAGAGUUGAAAAAGUAGUUUCAUUUAAACUACUGGUAUCGACAGUCCUCCUGAUUUUAAGUAUUUUACUAAUUAACUUGGAAAUUAAUAAAUGCAUAAAUGAAUACCAAAGAAACAUAUCUUGCAGCUAUCAUUCUUAUUACCAAGCAAAUUGUCAAAGGCAUGUGAUAAGCCUGCACAUUAUUUUCUUGUUUGUCCCAUUUAUUUUGUCCCUGUCAACUUUUCUCCUGCUCAUCAUCUCCCUAUGGACACAUUACAAGAAGAUGCAGCAGCAUGUUCAUGGAAGCAGAGAUGCCAGAACAAUGGCCCACUUUAAAGCCUUGCAAACCAUGAUUGCCUUUCUCCUGCUAUACUCCGUUUUUAUCCUGUCUCUGUUAUUACAAAUUUGGAAAUAUGAAUUACUGAAGAAAAAUAUUUUCAUUGUAUUUUGUCAGGUUGUAUAUACAGCUUUUCCUUCAUUCCAUUCAUAUAUUCUGAUUCUAGGUGACAUGAAGCUGAGACAGGCCUGUCUCUCUAUAUUGCGGUGGGUGAAAUUCAGGCCAAUUAUAUAGAAAUUUUAGGU